AUGACUGAAGAGCCGCAGCUGGGUUCUAUCCAGGAGCGGAUUGCCGCCCUGAAGUUGGCCCAGGCGGCCAAUCCUUCUGGCCCUGAACCACCAAUCUUCCGCCCUAACAUCGACCGCAGCAGAUCCGCCAACAACCCUCCUUCCUACAAUGUGACCGGCUCUAUCCUUGACAGCGCACCCAUAGGGAAUGAGCCCGCAGGCGAGCGACGCCCAGGACAGGCUCCGCGACCGCCUCCGACAGUGUCGCCAAAGCCGGAAGUAAAACCCAAGAAGCCCCCUCCGCCCUUGCCUACGCGCCGAUCAGAUCGCUUGCCUCCUCCAACACCAGCGCGUGCUGAAGCUCGUCCUUCUCUUCCACCUCGCAGACCUACGGAGCCUGUGCGGAGGCCCUCCGCCGAGUCAGUCACCUCCAAGGCAUCACACUCGACAGCGGCUACAAGCGUUCGCGCUACCUCGACAUCUGUCAAUUCCAAUGGCAACGGCCGUAUCAAAGCGCCCGCGUGGGAGAGAGACCACGCUACCGGUGCUGCCUCCGAGACGCCCGAAGGAAGAGAUCACAGACGUGACACCAUCACCGUCCUCGCGUUCUGA
Molecule: messenger RNA, 591 nt
Organism: Penicillium maclennaniae
Lineage: Eukaryota; Fungi; Ascomycota; Eurotiomycetes; Eurotiales; Aspergillaceae
Exons: 1
Coding region: 1-591 (196 amino acids)
Source: RefSeq, a predicted model, not a curated record